Messenger RNA from Trichoplax adhaerens, 1089 nucleotides. RefSeq lists its product as uncharacterized. The record is from RefSeq and is a predicted model, not a curated record. Lineage: Eukaryota; Metazoa; Placozoa; Uniplacotomia; Trichoplacea; Trichoplacidae. Gene Ontology annotation, cellular component: catalytic step 2 spliceosome. Bases 1 to 1089 code for a protein of 362 amino acids. The transcript has 11 exons. Gene Ontology annotation, molecular function: RNA binding.
AUGAGUUAUGAACCGUAUCAGUUUCUACGUUUGAAGAAAUAUCAAACAACUCAGCUAUCACCAAUCAUGAAAGUUCAGUUCUUCAGCGAUUGCAUUACGGAAACAAAGCAGAAAGAAAUUGAAGGAAUGCUAGCUAAUUAUAUCUCUAGUAAUUUAUUAAAAGAUGGUAAUGAUGAGGAUCAAAUAGCCAAAAACGACACUCGAAAACAAGAAAAUAGUGAUUCUGACGAAAGCGAUCAUUCUGACUGUUUACAGCCGGUAGACUUGUAUAGAGUAAGUAGAAAACGUAAAGAAUAUAAAGAAAGUCAUGGAAUAGAUUCUAGGAAUUCCACAACUAGGUACCACCGUUCAGUUAAUGAAAGUAUAAGAGAAUUUACAGAAAUGGAUCCUGCUUCAGUCAGUGAUGAGUUAAGAGAAGCUUUAGGUAUCGAACAAAAUGAAAUUCCUCCUUACUUAUAUCGAAUGAGAGAGUUAGGUUAUCCUUUAGAUUACGUUAGGAUCAGAGGUGGAUCAGCAGAACUUAAAUUGUAUCAUGAAGAUGGUCAAGAAGAAUGCUGUUUCGAAUUAGAAUUUCCUGGUCUUAACGUACCACUCCCUUUGAAUCCGUUGAGUAGAUUAGAAAAAUCAAAUAGCACUCCAGAAAUGAUACUCUUGUAUCAGCCGUCAGUUCCUGUAAACUUAGAAUUUAUGCGGCAAUCAAAUGUUAAUUUGACUUGCAACGAAAGUAACGAUAGUUCCAGCGAAAAAUCUGCAGACGAAAUAAUAAAUGAAGAUUCUUGUUGCGACGAAAAUGGAAAGAAAAAGUAUGAAGAACGAGAAAAAUUGCUAGAAAAUACAGAAAAUGCAUCCAUAAUUACUGCCACUGAUGUAGAAAUGAAAGAAUCAUCUAUUCUUAAUCAAGAAAACAUACCCAAUGAUACAGAUAAUGUCGACGAAUUAACUGAAGAAACCGAGAGCACCGAGCGAAGUUCUAUUAAUAAUAGUAAUUCAUGGGAAGCUUUCCCAGGUGCAGGCGAAGUUGCUGAACCAACUGGUAGAUACGAAAACUUGAAAGUUAUUUUACAACGUAAGAGAAAACGGAAGAUGUGA